AAACAACGUGGGCGAAUGGCAAUUAUUGCAAGCCACGAUCUAGGUUGGUUGAUAUGCCAUAAAACAUAUCUUAAUCGCAUGUAUAAUACAUGUAUAGAUCUUACUACUGAAAAAAGAAGCGAAUUUCGUGUAAGCGUGCUCGAUUCUAUAUUUCAUAUUGAAAAUCAUUUCGUAAUGGACAGUGCAGCUAGAAAAUUAGCGGAUAAACAAUCGUCGUCACGUAUAAAGAAGAGGAAGCGAGAAGAAGAUAUUUCAGAUCCUUUAUACAAUGAGAUAAAAGAUAUUUUAGAGAAUUCUCUGGGUCAGUUAAUAAAGAUGGGGAAAGAAUGCAAUUACAUUAAUGAAGGACUGUUAUCAUCCACAGAGAUCAGAAACAAUAAUUCUGAAGCAAAAUCUGUUGCAGAAGUAUUAAAUAAAAAUUUUCUGUUGGAAUUUUGUAAUGAAAAAAAUUCAGGUGAAUUUGAUAAAUUCAAAGAGAGUUUAUCUGAUAUAACAACAUAUCCUUUUGACUUGCCUGGAAUUUCUGUAUUUUUGGGGAAAAAAUAUAUAAUUCCAGAUCGAACAAGGUUUCUUCUGGGUGACAUCUCUCAAAUAGAAACUUUAAUAAAGAAUACAAAAAAUAAAUUUGAUGUGAUUCUUAUGGAUCCACCAUGGUUUAACAAAUCUAUUAAAAGAAAGAAAAGUUAUCCUAUGUUACGUAAUGAAGAUUUAUUGAAUAUUCCAAUCCCUCAACUGGCAAAUUCCAACUGCCUUGUUAUUGUUUGGGUAACAAAUAAUCAGAAUCAAGUGCAUUUUAUCAAAGAAAAAUUAUUUCCAAACUGGUCAGUGCAGUAUUGUGCAGAUUGGCAUUGGAUCAAAAUUACUACUCAUGGAAUUCCUGUCUUACCUUUGCACUUUCACCAUAAGAAACCUUAUGAAAAUUUAAUAAUUGGAAGGUUUAAGUCAUCCAAAAGUGAUGUGGAGCUGCCGGCAAUACCAAAUCAUAAAGUGAUCGUCAGUAUUCCUAGUAGCAUACAUUCUCACAAGCCUCCUCUCACAGAAGUUCUGAAGCCUUACAUUAAGGAGGAUGCCAAAUGUUUAGAACUGUUUGCGAGAUACUUGAUACCCGGUUGGACGAGUUGUGGAAAUGAGGUUUUAAAACUACAGGAUCUGAAUUUAUUUGAAGUUUCAAAA
Molecule: messenger RNA, 1173 nt
Organism: Centruroides sculpturatus (bark scorpion)
Lineage: Eukaryota; Metazoa; Arthropoda; Arachnida; Scorpiones; Buthidae
Gene: Mettl4
Product: methyltransferase-like protein 4
Exons: 9
Cellular component (GO): nucleus; RNA N6-methyladenosine methyltransferase complex
Molecular function (GO): methyltransferase activity; nucleic acid binding
Source: RefSeq, a predicted model, not a curated record